Molecule: messenger RNA, 501 nt
Organism: Caenorhabditis briggsae
Lineage: Eukaryota; Metazoa; Nematoda; Chromadorea; Rhabditida; Rhabditidae
Exons: 3
Coding region: 1-501 (166 amino acids)
Source: RefSeq, a predicted model, not a curated record
AUGACUGUGGAUGAUCAGGAAUUCCGAUUUGUCGCCGGAGGAGAUGUCUUCGAAACUAAUGAUAAAAUACUUCGGAUCGGAUCUGGAAAACACUCAAUCUUCUAUCAGUAUUAUCUUCACACUUCCAUUUGUAAGCUUUUGAUAUACUUGGUACAGAAGUUUAAAAAUUCAGUUUGGCGCCUGUUUCGUUUUUAUAUUUGCACUCCGGAUGAAGUCAAAAAUGAUUUUUGGAAUACUAGCAACUUAUACGGUGAAUUCGGAGAUUAUUCAGCAAAGAUAUCAUAUUUUAUUCAGAUGAUUUCGCUUGGAAAUACUCUAUUCCGAAUGUUCGUGGGUCUUAAUGAUGGGGAUUGGUUUGAGCGGUGUUUUGGUGAAUCCAUAGACACUUUCCAUUCAGUAAUCACAAUUCUUUAUUCAAUUUUUCAAGUGUUUAUCUCUUUUAUUUUGGUUCGAAUGAGUUUUUGGUUUAGUUCAAACUAUAAAGGAACAAAGCUUUAUUAA